AUGGGUGACAAACAUCACCACGAUUCUGCUCAUUCAUCGUCGUCAGAGUCCUAUUCAGAAUCAGUUGCUCGUCAAGCUUCGCAUGAUGAAUCGACAAUUAAGAAUAAAAAAUCAAAGUACCUGGAGAGGUCGGUCUCAUACUACAUUACCCUAAUUUUCCGUAUUUUUGCAUAUGACUCCAUUCUAUGGUUUUUCAAUCUUGUAAUUCACACAUUUUUUAGAGAUGUUCAGACACGUGGCAGUUUCAACAUUCCUAAAAGAGGUCCAGUUAUAUUUGUUAUUGCGCCACACCACAAUCAAUUUGUCGAUGGAUUGGUUGUUAUGACCAAAGUCAAGGAACACCUGAAUCGUCGUAUUGCGUUUUUGAUUGCACAGAAAUCGUAUGAUCGGUUCUUUAUUGGUGAUGCCGCAAAAUUGUGUAGUGCCAUUCCGGUAAAGAGAGCACAAGACCUUUUGAAGAUGGGAACGGGUGUGAUUUAUGGAGAUGAGAAUGAUGCAAGGAUUCUUAGAGGUAAAGGAACCAAAUUUACUACGCAGUGUCAAGAAAAGGGAUUGAUUGGAUUGCCCAAUAGUUUGGGCAAUAGUCAGAUUUUGGAGAUUAUUGAUGAUGAAAAGUUGGUUUUGAGGAAACCAUUUAGUUCACCAAGAUCAGAGAUUGAAAAGAGGAUUCAGGAGAAAUUGAAGCAGGGUACCGAGUUUAAGAUUGCUCCGCAUAUCGACAAUCAUAUAGUAUUUCAGAAUGUUUUUGAUCAUUUGAAUGAUGGCAAGGUAUUGGGAAUCUUUCCCGAAGGUGGCUCGCAUGAUCGUCCUGAUUUAUUACCAUUAAAACCCGGAGUGGCUAUAAUGGCAUUGGGUGCUGUGGCACAGCUGAUGAAGGAAAGGUUGGAAGAUGAAGAAGAUGGUGUACCUAAUCCACCUCCGGUCACGCCAGUGGCCAUUGUCCCCGUUGGCUUGAGUUAUUUCCAUCCACACAAGUUUCGGUCUCGUGUGGUGAUUGAGUUUGGAAAACCAAUUAUUGUUACAGAAAAAAUGGCUGAUCAGUACCAAAAAAACAAUAGGGAAUCUGUAGACACUUUGCUCAAGAUUGUUACCCUUGGUUUGAAGGAAGUUACUAUGACUUGUAAUGAUUACGAAACGCUUAUGGUUUUGCAAGCUGCAAGAAGGUUGUACACCUCGGGUAACCGAGACAAUAUACCACUACCCAUGGUUAUUGAGAUGAAUAGGAGGUUAAUUAAAGGAUAUGAGCAGUAUAAGGAUCAGCCCGAUGUGCAAGAAUUGAAGGAUGCAGUAUUGGAGUACAAUAGGCAAUUGCGAAGAUUAGAUCUUCGUGACCACCAGGUGGAGUCAUUAACGCGUACUAAUAGGGCACAUACAAUCUGGACUUUUAUUGCGCGGUCGUUUAAGUUUUCCCUAUUUAUGGGCUUGAGUUUACCAGGAAUCUUUAUGUUUAGUCCAGUUUUCAUUAUAUCCUCGCGGAUAUCGAAGAAGAAGGCCAAGGAGGCGCUUGCAGGGUCGGUGGUUAAGAUCAAGGCCAAGGAUGUUUUGAGUACGUGGAAAAUUCUUGUGGCAUUGGGUCUUGCGCCCAUGUUGUAUAUUUUCUGGUCGAUUAUGGGUGUGAUUGUUAUUAAUAGAUUGCAGUUACUUGGGCAAUACCAGCCACCGACGUGGAUUUUGUUUAUAGUCUUUUAUCUUUGGGCAGUGCUCACGACAUAUGCGUCAUUGCGGAUGGGUGAGAUUGGUAUUGAUUAUUACAAGUCGUUGAAGCCAUUGUUUAUAUCGAUGUUGAGUAUUAGCCGUGACCAAUUUCAGAUUGAGGAUUUGAAAGCUACAAGACGCAAUUUGCAAGUACGGGUGAAUGCGUUUUGCAACAAGUAUGGACCUGAUAUAUUUGAAGAUUUUGAUAGGUUUUACCGCCAGUAUAAUGAGGGAGAGACGAAUGAGGCAGACUUGGAGGCGGAGACUAGGCAGGAUGAGGCCAAUGCCAGGUUUGAAGAUUUGCAGAGGACAACCAGUGCGAGCUCGUUGGAUUUCAAUUUGCACAAUCUUGCUGAUAUUCCGAUUUUCGCGGCUGCUGAUUUGGAGCAGACUAGUGAUGUUGACUUGACCAAAGACCCCGAAGAGGAGGAGACGGAGGAGACGGAAAAAGAGGUAGAGACUGAUGGAGUGGAAACCGUGGGAAACAACAAUAUCAUCAAUAUCAGUAAUGAUAUUGAUGGUGGUGGUGGUGGUAAUGAUGGUGCAAAGAUGAGAUUGAGAAAAUCAUUGGGUGAGAAGUAUUCAAAUGUGGAGUAA
This is a messenger RNA of Lodderomyces elongisporus, 2292 nucleotides long. It is a transcript of the gene SCT2, whose product is annotated as bifunctional glycerol-3-phosphate/glycerone-phosphate O-acyltransferase. The coding region runs from base 1 to 2292 and encodes 763 amino acids. The record is from RefSeq and is a predicted model, not a curated record. Gene Ontology annotation, biological process: phospholipid biosynthetic process. NCBI's taxonomy places the organism in Eukaryota, Fungi, Ascomycota, Pichiomycetes, Serinales, Debaryomycetaceae. The transcript has a single exon. Gene Ontology annotation, molecular function: glycerol-3-phosphate O-acyltransferase activity; glycerone-phosphate O-acyltransferase activity.